Neoarthrinium moseri is the source of this 1197-nucleotide messenger RNA. RefSeq lists its product as uncharacterized. Gene Ontology annotation, biological process: S-adenosylmethionine biosynthetic process. NCBI's taxonomy places the organism in Eukaryota, Fungi, Ascomycota, Sordariomycetes, Amphisphaeriales, Apiosporaceae. The transcript has 3 exons. Gene Ontology annotation, molecular function: ATP binding; methionine adenosyltransferase activity. The record is from RefSeq and is a predicted model, not a curated record. The coding region runs from base 1 to 1197 and encodes 398 amino acids. Gene Ontology annotation, cellular component: cytosol.
AUGCCUGCCACCAACGGAGUCACCGGCGAUGCCUUCGCCAUCCACAACGAGGGUGCUUUCCUCUUCACCUCCGAGUCCGUCGGUGAGGGCCACCCCGACAAGAUCGCUGACCAGGUCUCCGACUCCAUUCUGGACGCCUGUCUGGCUGAGGACCCCCUCUCCAAGGUUGCUUGCGAGACUGCCACCAAGACCGGUAUGAUCAUGGUCUUUGGUGAGAUCACCACCAAGGCCAAGCUCGACUACCAGAAGGUCGUGAGAGACGCCAUCAAGGACAUCGGCUACGACUCGUCCGACAAGGGGUUCGACUACAAGACCUGCAACCUGCUCGUCGCCAUCGAGCAGCAGUCCCCCGACAUUGCCCAGGGUCUGCACUACGACCAGGCCCUUGAGCAGCUCGGUGCCGGUGACCAGGGUCUCAUGUUCGGCUAUGCCACCGACGAGACCCCCGAGAUGCACCCCCUCAGCCACUUGCUCGCCCACAAGCUCAACAAGGCCAUGUCGGAUGCCCGCCGCGACGGCUCCCUGCCCUGGUUGCGCCCCGACACCAAGACCCAGGUCACCAUGGAGUACAAGCACGAUGGCGGUGCCGUCGUCCCCCUCCGAGUCCACACCAUUGUCGUCUCCGCCCAGCACAGCGAGGACAUCACCACCGAGCAGCUGCGCAAGGAAAUCACCGAGAAGAUCUGCAAGAAGGUCAUCCCUGCUCAGUACCUCGACGAGAAGACCGUCUACCACAUUCAACCCAGUGGACUGUUCAUCAUUGGUGGCCCCCAGGGUGACGCCGGUCUGACCGGUCGCAAGAUCAUUGUCGACACCUACGGUGGCUGGGGUGCCCACGGUGGUGGUGCCUUCUCCGGCAAGGACUUCUCCAAGGUCGACCGUUCGGCUGCCUACCUCGCCAGAUGGAUUGCCAAGUCCCUCGUCCACGCCAAGCUCGCCCGCCGUGCCUUGGUCCAGCUUUCCUACGCCAUUGGUGUCGCCGAGCCUUGCUCUGUCUACGUCGACAGCUACGGCACUUCUGACAAGACUGCCCAGGAGCUCGUUGAGAUUGUCCGCAACAACUUCGACAUGCGCCCCGGUGUCAUUGUCAAGCAGCUUGACCUCGCCAAGCCCAUCUACUACCAGACUGCCAAGUUUGGUCACUUCGGAACCAACCCCGACUUCAGCUGGGAGAAGCCCAAGGAGUUGAAGUUCUAG